AUGGAAUCGCCAAGUAUCGUUUUAAACAAUUGUGAAAGUUCUUCUGAGUGUUCUGAAAAUGAAAAUAUCGGAUUAAUAAAUAAAAACGAUAAUAACGAAAAGAAAAAAUCAUUUUUCGAUAGUAUUUAUAAUAAUAAUUCAUCUUUUUUAAAAUGUUUGAGUUUAAAUUAUAAUGACGAGGUUAACGAAGAUUAUGCAGAAGAUAAUUUAGAUGUAUUAUUAUCUGUUUUUUGGAAACGAGGCAAAUUGGGAGCUGCUUAUUACACACAUGCAGAUGCGGAGAUACACUUACUCAAUGAUAUCGUUGAUGUUCAUCCGGAUUUUAUUAAUUUAAAAACGUUAAUUUCUCAAGUAAAUCCAAGUAUAAUUAUUACCUGCGGUGGAGCGUCAGAAUCCUUCACGGAAUGUCUUAAUAAUAUUGCAAAUAAAAAUUCAGAAUCAGAAAAUGGAAUCGAAGAAUGGAAAAAAAUUUUUUUUAUGUCUAACAGAAAUAAAGAUUUGAGUUACGAAUCUUGCAAAAGAUACAUUUCAGGUUUAAAAUUUGGAUUUGAACCUUCUAACCUUGGAGAAGAAGAUCAUAUUUUAUUCAUUCAAUCACAUAUUGAUUUAAAUCAGGAAGCCAUGAUUAUAAGUAUGGGAAUAUUGAUAAAAUAUUUGGAAAAAUAUUUACCGGAAAUUAAUUUAACUCACGAUUCAUUUCAAAUUGCAUAUGUCAGUUAUAUAACAUUAAAUACAAGAGUAUUUAUUGAUGAGCAUACAUAUAGAGCUCUACAAAUUUUCAACCCCUCAGUUCAUCCUUCAGCUUUUAAAAGGAACACCGUGGGAGGAUAUGGUAGGGAAGAUUUUAGUUUAUUCGGAUUAUUUAACAGAUGCAAAACAAAAGCCGGAGGUAAAAAAAUGAGAGAAAUUUUUAUGAACCCGAGUAAAAAUAUCGAAGAGCUUAACGAACGUUUAGAUGCGGUUGAGUUUUGCUUUAAGUCAAAGCAUCAACAUAUUGUUCAAAAUAUAAUUAAUCACAUGAAAAAGGUUGAAAAUAUUUCAAUAAUUUUAGCAAAUAUGUGUAGAACUCGAAUGAACAUAAAUCAAUGGAGAUCACUUUAUACUUCUUUAUAUAAUGCAAUAUUGGUUGGAGAAAUAUGUGAAAAAUUUACUUCUCAUUCAAAACUUUUAGAAAAAGUGGCAAAAAGUGUUACUUCCAAUAUUCACGAAGUAAUUCAUUACAUGAGUCAAGUUAUAGAUUUUGAAGAAAGUAUUUUAAAAAAUCAUUUUACCGUUCGUAGAGGAAUUGACAAUAAACUUGAUUUACUAAAACAAACUUAUGCGGAAAUUCCUGAUGUUUUGGUUAAGGUUGCUGAAAUGGAACUUGAAAACCUACCCACCAUCAUAAAUCAAUGUUCUAUUAUCUAUAUAACUGAAUUAGGAUAUCUUCUAUCUGUACCUGUGUGGAAAGGUGAUGGUUGUGACGUAUCAGAAUACACACUUCCAAACUGUGAUGUUAAAUUUAUUGUUAAUAAUUAUGUUCAUUAUAAAACUCCACACUGUGUAGAACUGGACAACGUUUUAGGUGAUACCGUAGCAUCCAUUUCCGAUUUAGAGUCAAAAAUUAUGAUUACUUUAAUUCAAUUAAUUCAAUCAAAAACUUCCGAUAUAUUAAUUUUGUUGAAGUACAUUUCAGAGCUUGAUUGUGUCAUUGCAUUUGCCACCAUAGCAUUGGAAAAUAAUUAUCACAGACCAGAAUUGACAUUAGAUAGAAAAUUAAAAAUUAUCAACGGAAGACAUCCUUUGCAAGAAAUAUGUGUUGAUAAUUUUGUACCUAACGAUCUUUCAUUUGAUACCGAAAAUAAAUUUAUUAAAAUUUUAACAGGUCCAAAUGCCAGUGGUAAAAGCGUUUAUUUAAAACAAACAGCAUUAAUAACAUUUUUGGCACAUAUCGGAAGUUUUGUACCUGCUCAGAGUGCUCAAAUUUGUAUUUUUGAUUACAUACAUUCUCGCAUUCAAACCCUAGAAAGUAUAUCGACUAGAAUGUCAGGAUUUUUGGUAGAUUUAAAACAGAUGACGUAUUCCAUAUACAACUCAACGCCAAAAUCAUUGAUCGUUAUUGACGAAUUUGGAAAAGGUACAACCGAAAUUGAUGGUUUGUCAUUGCUUGCAGCAAGUUUGAUUCAUUUUUUAGAAAGAGAAAGCAAGUGUCCAUAUAUUUUAGUUAGUACGCAUUUUCACAGUUUACCAAAAUUGUUGCCACCGAGUCCUCUAGUAGAUUUACAGUGUAUGGAUUAUUUAAUUGAAAACGAAGAAAUUAUUUAUUUAUACAAAGUUAAAAAUGGAGUUUCCGGUUUAAGUUUGACAUUAUUAGCCGCAAAAACUGCCGGAUUAUCAGAUGAUGCUUUAAGACGAAGUAUAGAGGUAAGAAAAUUUACAAUAAAAAAUUGUUAA
This is a messenger RNA of Pediculus humanus corporis (human body louse), 2433 nucleotides long. RefSeq lists its product as uncharacterized. Gene Ontology annotation, molecular function: ATP binding; mismatched DNA binding; ATP-dependent DNA damage sensor activity. Gene Ontology annotation, biological process: mismatch repair; chiasma assembly. Bases 1 to 2433 code for a protein of 810 amino acids. The transcript is spliced from 14 exons. Lineage: Eukaryota; Metazoa; Arthropoda; Insecta; Psocodea; Pediculidae. Gene Ontology annotation, cellular component: nucleus. The record is from RefSeq and is a predicted model, not a curated record.